AUGCAUUAUGUUGGAACUUUGGCCAAUGGAAAGGUCUUCGACUCUUCAAGAGACAAAGGACCGCCUUUCACAUGCGUAAUCGGAGUAGGCCAAGUGAUCAAAGGAUGGGAUGAAGGUAUCCCUAGACUUUCGUUAGGUUCAAAAGCGAUGCUGACUUGUCCACCUGAAUACGCAUAUGGACUCAGAGGUAUGGGUGGCAUCAUUCCUCCAAACGCUACAUUGAAAUUCGAAGUUGAGAUCCUUAAUAUUCAACCUCAUUCUCACCACGACCAAAAAUCAAAACCGCAACAAGCUCAACAAGCUCCACCUGCACAUCCGGUGAAAGUACCAUCCCAACCUGAACCAAAACACCAAGGUAAAGCAUCGCAAGUGCUCAAAAAGAUUGGCAAACAGCACAAAGAUUGA
Messenger RNA from Kwoniella mangroviensis CBS 8507, 405 nucleotides. RefSeq lists its product as uncharacterized. The record is from RefSeq and is a predicted model, not a curated record. Lineage: Eukaryota; Fungi; Basidiomycota; Tremellomycetes; Tremellales; Cryptococcaceae. Gene Ontology annotation, cellular component: cytoplasm. The coding region runs from base 1 to 405 and encodes 134 amino acids. Gene Ontology annotation, molecular function: peptidyl-prolyl cis-trans isomerase activity. The transcript has 5 exons. Gene Ontology annotation, biological process: protein peptidyl-prolyl isomerization.